Molecule: messenger RNA, 5233 nt
Organism: Gallus gallus (chicken)
Lineage: Eukaryota; Metazoa; Chordata; Aves; Galliformes; Phasianidae
Gene: ESAM
Product: endothelial cell adhesion molecule
Exons: 7
Coding region: 3857-4855 (332 amino acids)
Biological process (GO): homophilic cell-cell adhesion
Cellular component (GO): plasma membrane; adherens junction
Molecular function (GO): cell-cell adhesion mediator activity
Source: RefSeq, a predicted model, not a curated record
GCGCUCCGGGAUGGGCGCGCUGCCGCCGGGCGCGCUGCUGCUGGGCGCGCUGCUGGGUGAGCGCCGGGGGUGCGUGGGAACCGCGUACGGGGAGCGGCUGGGGGGGGGGCGAGGGGCGGCGGGGGGCGCUGAGAGCCGGGGGGAGCGGCCGGGGAGCGGGGGGGGGCAGCCCUGGCCGCGCUGCUGAUGUCGCGAUGCCGCCCGUCGGGUGCUCUGGGAGGGGACGCUCGGGGUCCGAGGGGGUCCCGCGGCACCGCGCCCCGCACCGCCCCGUGGGGCCGAACCCCGCAGAGCGGACGCGCCGUGCUCUGCUCGCACCGGGGGCAUUUCCCCGCCGAUAAUUCCACCUCCCGCUCGGCAUCGAGCGGAAAAAAAUCGAUGUAUUUUUUUCCCGUCAUCAAACCUGCCGCCCCUCCGUGUGUGCGCCGCUGCCCCCGGGCUGCUCCGCCGUGCCCCGCUCCGUCCGUGGGCUUUUUCCCUUCUUUUUCCCUAUUCCUGCGGGUCGAAGGGGAGGUCUGAAGGCGCCGGGGGUGCUGCGGAGGAACACAGCCCUUCGAGUUUCCUUCGAGUAGAAGGAAACGGCCCCGAAGACAAUGGGGACAAAGGGUGGUGUUUCCUCCCCGGCGGGGCGCUCCCUGCCCCCGGUGGAGCCGCUCUGUAGUUGUGCUAUUCCUUUUUUAUUAAUUUUAUUAAGGGGCGAUAGUUAAAGGGCGGUGGGCUGAGGUGCGGCGGUCGCUGCUCUGCUGGGGGGAGGUGUGCGGCUCCCCUGCAGUGUGCCCGGCUGUGGGGAUGCGGUGCUGCAGGAAGGACCCCACUCACCCCGAGUGCAGAACUACGGAGAAAAGGCGCUCAGGGCCCCAAAUUGGUGCUUUUGGGCGCUCACACAGAACGACAGAAUCAAACAUCCCUUUGCACCUGAUGGGGUCUGCGUGGGGUCACAGACGAUGGGGGAAGGAUGGGAAGGAGCGAAGGAGAGUGGGGUGAUGCUGAGCGCCCGCUGCGCUGCCGGUGUCCCCUCGCCGUGCUGAGCCGCAGGGGUUAAGCCGCCCGGCCGUGUCUAUCUAUAGCAAAGUCGCAUUUUUUUCCUGAUUUUGGCUCUCCAGAGGAUACGGCGCUUUCUGCCCCUGGGUCGUGAGAACGGCCGCCCUGUCCGUUCCCAACGGGCGCAGCACAGCCCCUAUCUGCCCGGCUAUAAAUAGUGCAGGGCUGGGGGACCAUCGCGGGGCCGGGUGGGUGCAGCGCUUCCUCGUGGGUCCUUUGACCUUUCUCGAGGCUCUCGGGGGCCGCUGUCCGUCCACAUUCCCGCUCUGGCACCGUUUCCGCUCCGCAGGACCGUGUUCAAUCUGAGCCGUCAUCUCUCGGUUUAAUUUCUGUCUCGGUUUCACAUGGCCAAAUCGCCUUAAUCCUAUAGAGCCAGGGCAUCGGAUGCAAUCCGCCUUCAGCUCAUUAAUUCCCGGGUGGUUAGUGGGUGGCUUAUAGGGUCCGCCUGGGGGCUGUGGUUUUGGGGAGGAUGCUUUUGGCGUCAGGAUGGUUUUGGGGUGUUUGGAUGGGAGAGGCGGCAUUUGGGGCUGAAAUAGUGGGGUUUAACCAGUGGGACACAGGGUGUCCCUACGGGGUCACGGAGCUCCAUGCAGGUGCAGCAGUUUGCUGUGGAGAACUGCCGGAGGUGUGUGGGGAUUUAAAGGCUUUUUCCAAAGGAAAAAAACCUGGCAGAUGGGCUCAGGCAGAGGAGCCCUCCCUGGGCAGGUGUUCAGCUCAGGGCAGUUGGAUGAAAUCGGUGUUUUUCAACCCAAACAAACAGCAGCCGGGUGGCCCCCAGGGAGGGCAGAGCAUGAAGGGCCCGUUCCCCCCCGCUGUUAUGCAUAUGCACGCCCCAAGCAGCUUAAUUUUUUCGAUCUGGUUAAAGCAUUAGGGGAUUUGCAGUGGCGAGGUGGCUAAAUCUGGAGCUGAUGCCAACAGCAGCGCUGCACACUGAAGGGUUCGGGGCUGCUCCCCGGGCACUGCGUCCCCACCGGGACUCAGGCAGCAGCACUUGGAGGGCGAUUCCUCCUGCGCUGAGGGGCUGCGGGGCACCUCCCCAAGAAAAAGGGCAAUUCUGGAUGCCGGGGUCCUCCAGCAAGGCAGUGCUCGUGCUUUGAGGACAUCCCACCGUGCUGGGUGUGAGGAUGGAGCCACGAUCUGUUAUCUAACUCCGAUAUUUGGAGACGACAGGGCUGCACUGUGGGCACAGUGCUGUUGGGCCAUCAGUAGGUUUCAGAGUUAACGCACACUCCUAACCACAAAGGGAGCUGUGGUGAGCCGUGUGGGUCUGCCGUGGUUUAAGCAUCUGCACAAUGAUGAGUGCUAAAUGUCAGCGGGGAGGGAUGGAGCUGCUCUAAGAAUAUGUCCGCUGAGCUUCAUUGCAUGGGGAGAACAGCCCAGGCCGGGCAAAGUGGGACAGCUCGAGGCUGAUCCUGGGGCUCACUGGUGGAAAAACAGCCCGAUGGCAGAGGCGUUCGGUGCAGAACUGUUUGCUCAUGGCCAUGAUAUCCUGUGAGUAAUGAUGGAUGUAUUUGUUGCCAUCUCUGAUCUCAGGGCUUUAUCUUGACGCCAACUCAUUGGGAUGUUCCGGGGGUUGGUGCCAAGAGCGUUUUGCCCCGGGGCUUUGUAUCGCUGGUGCCGCUCAGCCCCAUUUCACCAAACUUUGCCCAUCACGCGUGGUUUUCGCUGUGCUUUACGCAGGCCGGGCAGAUGCUGGCGGGUGAAAAUACGGUGUUUCCGUGGGGUGAGGAGUGCAGUAACGGACCCCAAUCACCGCUUUUUGCUCCCAACACGCACAGCUCCGGCGAUCGCGCGAUCCCAUCGGCCACAUCAAACCCAAACUGUGCCCCCUCGGCCCAUCGCUGCCCCCCGUGCCGUUGGGGAGCUGCCCUCGGCGCUGCUCCUUUAAAGUAUUCUUUUAUUUCAUUUUCGCGAUGCUCUUUGCAUCCCUGCGAUCUGCGCUGCCGCCUCCGGCGCGGUUUUCCCCCCGGGGUAGGACUUAAGGUUUUAUGCGCUUAGGUCGGGUUUAGCUAUUUUAGGCGCUGAGGUGUCUGCCCUCGCCCGGCCCCCGCCGUCCCCGCUGCUCCUUGGCCGGAGCCGCCCGAGGAGUGCCGGGGGGGGUCGGGCGUUAUCGGCCGGCGCAGCGCUUCCUGCGCGGGGCUGCGGACGCCGAUACCGUGCGGGGGGAAGGGCGGAUGCGCGGAGGAGACUAAAAAUACCCCCGGGCGUCGCGUUGUCAUCUUCCCGCCCUGGAAAGAUCCUGGAGGAGUUUCUGUGCGUGGGGAAGGGGCGUUGAGGGGAAGGAUUUGGGGGGCUGUGCCUGAGAGCGCGUUGCUCUGGGAGUUAACUCAGCCAAGCGGUGCCCCGAUGCCCAAAUCUUUCCCUUUGCUCCCUUUCCCCUUUUUGCUGCAAAACCAGAAGAUCUGCUCCAAAUCGCAGCGGGGACGGAGCGCAGCCCGCCGUGCUCUCCCUGCUCCUGAGCAUCCCUGGGGAGAGGACGUGGGACGCGGGGGCAGCGGGGCCGCGCCGGGUCAGCGGUGCCGCAGGUUCCUCAGCCCCAGAUGCAGACCCAUUCCGGGUGCCCGACCUCGCCUGAGCAGAUUAUUUUCCAGCUGAUCCUUUCCAGAGCAAAGCUGGGAAAUAAUCCCCCCCGCAGCCGGGCACCCCUCCCUGACCCGCUACGGUCCCCCCUCCUGGCUGCGUUUUGGGGGGUGUCUGCUCAGCUGUGCUGGAGGUGCACGUGGGAACGGGCUCUGUCUACUCAGUGGAAGGGGAGGGAGCCGUGCUGCCCGCCUGGUACACCAGCAGCUCACAGAAGAGGCCCUACAUCAGCUGGAUGCUGAAAAAGGCAGCUGCUAAGCAAUUCCAGAUCCUGACAUACCUGGACGGGGAGGUGAAAGUGGAGGAGACAGAGCUGAAGCCCCGUGUGGGGUUCCUGCACCCCGUCCUCACCCACAACAUCUCCCUUUUCAUCAAUGCCACACGGGAGCACGACUCGGGCCAGUACAUAUGCUCUGUCAACGUGGUGGAUGACAUCAUCAGCCCGAUCAGAAGCAUAGCCAUCAUCAACCUGACAGUGCUGGUGCCGCCAGCCCCCCCCGCCUGCAGGCUGAAGGGCAGCCCCACCGUGGGAGCCAACGUGACGCUGAGCUGCGCCUCCCAGAAGGGCAAACCCUCCCCCCUGUACAAAUGGCAGCGCCAGGAGCCCACCAAGCAGGUCUUCUUUCCCCCCGCUCAGGACCGGGCCAGGGGAACCCUGAAGCUGACGAACCUCUCGCUGGACAUGUCGGGUCUCUAUGAGUGCGAGGCGGAGAACCGCGCGGGUUCGGCCAAGUGCAGCAUCAUCCUGGAGGUGCACUCAACCAGCGAGGGGGCCAUCAUCGCGGGCGCUGUGCUGGGCUCUGUGGGCGCGUUGGCCACCGUCGCCUUCUUCACCCAACGGGUGCUCGGCUACCGGAGGAAGAAGCGCGAUGGGCAGGAGGAAGCGGCCAACGAGAUCAAGGAAGACGCCGUGGCCCCCAGAACCCCCACCUGGACGCGGAGCCGCCCUGCGGACACCAUCUCCAAGACCAGCACUUUGUCCUCCAUCGUGGGUGCCCGGGACAGACCCUACGGGGCCUCCCCCCCCUCCGACACUGCCUCGGUCCUCACCGCUGCUGGCAGCUACCGGGGACCCCCCCGGGCCAGGGCGCACCCCCCCGCCACCAACGGGGCCCCCUGGCGCCCCCCGCAGCCCGUUGCCCCCCCGGGGGGGCUGCCCCCCUCCAGUCUGGCGCGGGCCGGAGCCGUCCCCGUCAUGGUGCCCGCCCAGAGCCGGGCCGGCUCCUUGGUGUGACCCCCCCAGAAAUGAGCUGCUCCCCUCGGCUCCCCGCCCUGCCCCCUUUUGGGGCUUUUUUUCCCUUUUUUCCUUUUUUUCUUCAUUUUUUUGUAAAGACGCCUGGAGCGGCCGGACUUGUCCUGCGCUGUUUAAUGGGUGCGGGGGGUGCCCCGCUCUGCCCUGGGGGGGCCGCGUCUCCCCGCCGAUGGCAGUGCCCCGAACCGCACCACUCGGAUUGGGGGUCCACUUUUUUUUACGUACGGAUGGAAAUGGGAUAUUUUUCAUAGAAGAGCAUUAAUGGGGAAAGGGUUGGAAGCGGCAAUGGGGGGGGGGGGGGACGGAUGGACUUUUUUUUUAGGUUUUGGAGUUUUUUUUGAUUAAAAUGCUUUUGGGUGA